Messenger RNA from Cucurbita pepo subsp. pepo (vegetable marrow), 943 nucleotides. RefSeq names its product CURVATURE THYLAKOID protein. NCBI's taxonomy places the organism in Eukaryota, Viridiplantae, Streptophyta, Magnoliopsida, Cucurbitales, Cucurbitaceae. The record is from RefSeq and is a predicted model, not a curated record. Gene Ontology annotation, cellular component: thylakoid; chloroplast thylakoid membrane.
UCUGGAAAUCAAAAUCUUUGUGGUGCAGGUUGAAGCAGCGAAGCACCCAAGGUCCGAAAUCUUAUCUUCUAUAGCUACAAGCGUAGGUUCGUCAAUCCAAGGCCACGAGUUCCCGAUAAUACCAAAUUUUCUACUUAAUUUUUGAUUUGGGAGUGUAAAUUUCACUCAAACUUCAUUGAUUUCCCUUACUACUCACUAAUCAUGGCUUCCAUUUUUGCUACUCUACCUCCGCCAUUGUUGGCCCCUGGCAAAAGCUUCACUCCUCUGUUUACUUAUCAGAAGAAGCUCACUGUUUUUCCCAUUGCAAAGGGACGUUCUGCCAAUGGUAUUGUAAAGGCUAUUGGAGACAGCUCUGAAUCUUCUACUUCCAUUGAUAUUAUUAAGUCUGUUCGAAAUGUUUGGGAUCAACCUGAAGAUCGAUUGGGACUUUUUGGCCUGGGAUUUGCAGCUGUAGUAGGUGCAUGGACAGCAACAAAUCUUGUUACGGCUGUUGACAAGCUACCACUGCUUCCUGGUGUAUUAGAAUUCAUAGGAAUACUGGUUUCUUGGUGGUUCGUGUAUCGCUACCUCUUGUUCAAACCAAACCGGGAAGAGCUUUUGCAGAUAAUCAACAAAUCAGUAGCAGAUGUAUUGGGACAGUAAAUUGCUCCUGUUCUUAAAGCCGUGACUCCGCUGUCGAGCGAUCGGUAGCAACAGAUAAAUCAUGCCUCUCACAUAUCGGCUAGAUCUCUCCAUCCUCGGCGUGGCCUGAGGUUUAGUUUCUCCAUCUCUAGCUCUCCCCGUUUCCGAUUUCAAAAUCGAUCUCUGUUUUUAUCAUAACUUUGUGCCUCAAAAUUCCAAAACCCAAGAGAGGCUGAAAAGUAACCGAUUGGUUCGGAUUAAAACCGAUUUUUCGUUUGCUCAACACUGGUCGGUCUUCAUCUAUAAACCAAAGUUACUGGUU